AUGGGGAGCGUUCCAGUACCCGACAAGCAAAAAGCCAUCAUCGGUCUCGACGACGGCACACUCGUCGUCUCUGACAAUGUUGACGUCCCUAAACUUGAGGAUGACCUUGUCAUCGUUCGCACUAAAGCUAUCGGGCUCAACCCAAUUGACACGAAAAUGAAGGGCAGGCUGGCAGCACCAGGCUGUAUUGCAGGCAUGGACUUCGCAGGGGAGGUUAUUGCCAUUGGAGCCAAGGCUCAAACUCCAGGCAAAAUCAAAGUUGGAGAUCGUGUCUGCGGCGCCGUCAUCGGCUAUGACCAACGGAAUCCUGCUAUCGGGGCCUUUGCCGAAAUUGUGGCGCCAACGGAUGCUGGAUUGAUGAAGAUACCAGAUGGCAUGUCCUACGAGCAGGGUGCUUCUUUGGGAGCCUGUAUUUCGACCAUGGGACUUGCACUGUUCAAGUCGCUAGGUCUCCCUGGCAACCCAAAGAAUCCAGCUGAGAAGCCAGUCAAUGUGUUCGUCUAUGGUGGCAGCACUUCUGUCGGCACAAUGGCUAUUCAACUGAUUAAGAUCUCCGGUCUGAACCCUAUCACUGUCUGUUCGCCCCGUAACUUCGAUCUUGUCAAAUCCUAUGGUGCAACAGAAGUUUUCGAUUACAACUCCCCAACUUGUAUAGACGACAUCCGAAAAUACACGCGAAACUCUCUUAACGUGAUUGCGCUGUGA
Messenger RNA from Phaeoacremonium minimum UCRPA7, 705 nucleotides. RefSeq names its product putative zinc-binding dehydrogenase family protein. NCBI's taxonomy places the organism in Eukaryota, Fungi, Ascomycota, Sordariomycetes, Togniniales, Togniniaceae. Bases 1 to 705 code for a protein of 234 amino acids. Gene Ontology annotation, molecular function: oxidoreductase activity, acting on NAD(P)H. The transcript has 3 exons. The record is from RefSeq and is a predicted model, not a curated record.